Molecule: messenger RNA, 942 nt
Organism: Dovyalis caffra
Lineage: Eukaryota; Viridiplantae; Streptophyta; Magnoliopsida; Malpighiales; Salicaceae
Source: the annotation of a GenBank genome assembly
AUGUCUGGGAGAAAUCGGGGACCUCCUCUGCCGAUGAAAGGUGUACCUCACCCAGCACUCCCACCCGCUGCUGUACACGAGUCCCGCUUUGGCAGGGGACUUGGACCAAUGCCGCCUCAUCCAGGUUUAUUAGACGAAAUUAGAGAAACCCAGUUUGGGAUGGACCCCAGGCGGCUUCCUCCUCAUCCUCUCAUGUUUGAGGAUCGUCUUGCAGCCCAACACCAAGAUAUUCAAGUUUUAUUAGCUGACAACCAGCGGCUAGCUGCAACCCAUGUUGCGUUAAAGCAGGAAUUGGAAGCUGCGCAACAUGAGUUGCAAAGGAUGGCACAUUUUGCGGAUGCAUUUCAUGCCGAGAAGGAUGUUCAAAUGAGGGAAUUGCAUGAGAAGUCUGUGAGGAUGGAGAUGGAUCUUCGUGGGGUGGAAGCUAUGCGGAAUGAGCUUCGUCGUGUACGUGCUGAUAUUAAGGAAUUUACUGAUGCAAGGCAAGAGCUUACUGGUCGGGUGCAGGUGAUGACUCAAGAUUUGACUAGGUAUAAUGCAGAUUUGCAACAAGUGCCAGCAGUGAAGGCUGAAAUUGAGAGUAUGAAGCAGGAACUACAGCGUGCACGAGCUGCCAUCGAGUAUGAGAAGAAAGGCUAUGCGGAGAAUUACGAGCAUGGUGUUGUCAUGGAGAAAAAAUUGGUUGCCAUGGCUCGGGAGAUGGAGAAGCUUCGGGCAGAGAUUGCUAAUGCAGAGAAGAGAGCUCGUGCUGCUGCUGCUGUGGGAAAUCCAGCUUAUAAUGCAAAUUAUGCCAAUCCUGAAACUGGAUACACAGCAAAUCCUUAUCAGGCUGUUUAUGGCAUGAAUCCCGUGCAUGCUAAUGCUGAAAAUUUUCCUCAGUAUGGAGCUGGACCUGGUUCCUGGGGUGCAUAUGAUAUACAGCGAGCUCAAGGACCCAGAUAG